AUGAUGAGUUUACCAUCAACCGUGAGAAAAGAUUACGUUUCCUGGUUUGUGACAGACCUGAAAAACGAGCUCCGAAAACGCAAUGCAAGACUUGUUGGAAAGAAAGCGACGCCCGUCCAGAGGUCAAUUGUGGCGGUAUGCUUGCUGGUGUGGGGAUGUCAAGGGCAGAAUAACAAUUUCCAGAGCACAAAUCAAUGGCUUGGAACCUUUUUUAAAUCCAACAAUUCGCUUUGCUUAUUUAGAGGGACGGACGUAUCAUCGGCGGCAAUUAAUAAUUAUAGACAGACAAACAAACAAAACAAACAAAAUAAAAGACCCACGGAUUGUUACACUGAAAAGCAGGAAGUGGGACAAUGUGUGAAAUUGUCAGAAUGCAUGGACAGCAACGAAAUCGACUUGGAAAACAUGGACGUUUAUAGAGGGUUAAGCUGCCACUACUUGAAGAUAUGCUGUCCAACCAGUCGAUUGAUUACGACAGGAACCGUGACUCCACCUCCAUUGCCGCCUAAAAGACCUGGAUGUGGAUGGAGCAACCCCGGCGGCUACGCAUUCCGCGACUCUUCAAACACGCACGCCGAGUUCGGAGAGUUUCCUUGGAUGGUUGCUUUGAUGAGGGAAGUCAGUCAGAACCAGGGAUGGGAUCCAAAGGAUUACUUGGGAGGUGGAACUCUGAUCCACCAUUCGGUGGUGAUGACGGUCGCUCAUAAACUCAAGGCUAUUAAUUACGACCCGUCAUUGAUGAAAUGCCGUCUUGGCGAAUGGGACACACAGAAUACGAACGAAAUUUAUCCCCACCAAGACAGAAACGUCAAUAAAAUCCUUGUUCAUGAACAGUUUUCUUCGAAAACGUCAGCGAAUGACGUUGCUCUAUUAAUAACAACGUCCCCAUUCGAUCUAACCGAUCCCCAUGUGGGGAUAGCCUGUUUGAGCUUCAAUGAGCCUAAAAUGGAUGCCAAUUGUUUUAGCAUGGGUUGGGGUAAGGACUUCAAUAAUAAUGACAAAUACGCUGUUUGGUUAAAGAAGGUGCCAUUACCAAUAGUUGACCACGGAACUUGUGAAUAUGCCUUGCAAGGUUCGCGGCUUGGAAGUAACUUCAGGUUGCACAACUCAUUGAUAUGUGCUGGAGGAACGAAGAACUUUGACACAUGCACCGGCGAUGGAGGCUCCUCACUUGCUUGUCGCACUUCGAGCGCUGGCGCCCCACCCCGUUACUCAGUUUACGGAAUGGUUGCAUUUGGCGUCGAAUGUGGUACAGUGCUACCUGCUGCGUACGUCAACGUAGCGACAAUGAUUCAAUGGAUCACUAAUAAAUUUGCUGAUGAAAAACUUGACGUUCCGUUCUUCGCUUAA
Pieris macdunnoughi is the source of this 1350-nucleotide messenger RNA. The record is from the annotation of a GenBank genome assembly. Lineage: Eukaryota; Metazoa; Arthropoda; Insecta; Lepidoptera; Pieridae.